Messenger RNA from Megalobrama amblycephala (Wuchang bream), 1406 nucleotides. RefSeq names its product transmembrane p24 trafficking protein 3 (gene tmed3). The transcript has 3 exons. Lineage: Eukaryota; Metazoa; Chordata; Actinopteri; Cypriniformes; Xenocyprididae. The record is from RefSeq and is a predicted model, not a curated record. Bases 145 to 768 code for a protein of 207 amino acids. Gene Ontology annotation, biological process: endoplasmic reticulum to Golgi vesicle-mediated transport; intracellular protein transport; Golgi organization. Gene Ontology annotation, cellular component: COPI vesicle coat; endoplasmic reticulum; COPII-coated ER to Golgi transport vesicle.
AGUUUACCGUCCUCUUGCCACGUCAGUGAAGCGUCGCUUCAAGCUGUCAGAGCAUUCAGCAAACCAGCUAGAAUUCAAUGGAGGAGGCUUUCUGUGUAUUGUAAAGAAGAAGUUAAGUUUUUUUUUCCAAUUAACUUAAACAUCAUGAGACACCCUUGUCUUUUACUUUUGGCUGUGUACAUAGCCUUUAUAAAUGCCACCGAAUUAACUUUUGAAUUGCCCGACAACGAGAAACAAUGCUUUUACGAAGACCUAGAGCAAGGAGUCAAGUUUGAUAUAGACUUUCAGGUUAUUGCUGGAGGAAACUAUGAUGUUGACUGUUUUGUGACAGAUCCAUUGAAUAACAUGCUGUAUCAGGAACGAAAAAAACAAUAUGACAGCUUUUCCCAUACAACAACAAUGAAGGGAGUGUACAAGGUCUGCUUCAGCAACGAGUUCUCCACCUUCUCUCACAAAACUGUUUACCUGGACUUCCGAUCUGGAGAGGAUGACAGAUUAUUGCCUGACAUGAACAGAGCGACAGCUCUCACACAGAUGGAGUCGGCCUGCUUGUCUAUCCAUGAGAUCCUGAAAGUGGUUUCAGACUCUCAGACCUGGUAUCGUCUUCGAGAGGCUCAGGACCGACUCAGGGCUGAAGAUCUGAAUGAGCGUGUGCACAUUUGGUCCAUUGGGGAGACCAUCAUCCUGUUUGUGGUCUGUAUUGGCCAGGUGCUUAUGCUUAAGAGUUUCUUCAAUGAGAAGAAAGCCAGUGUUGCCACCAGCACAUAGACCUAGAUCUCUAGUUUGCUGUCUUCUCUCCUUUAAUAUAAUGAGCUGAUUCAUUAGUCUGGUCCCCUUAAAACAAGCAGUCUUGAUUGCUGCCUACAACCAAUAAAAAAUUACCUCUGUCAAACAAAAUGCCUUAAUUACAGAGUAAUGUAGUAAAAGCUGCACACAAAACUGUUUACCUGGACUUCCGAUCUUUCAUUAUAUUGUGUUAAAUAUUCAAAUUGGCCUCCAUGUGCAUUGCUCACUGUUGCAGUAAUGAAAAUUGACCUGCUGAACCUUUUAUUAUGCCACAUCUGACCAGUGUUGAUUGUUUUGUUCAAAAUGUAUUUUAUCUACUUGAAGUGUGCCUUUGUCAACUUCAAAUGCAUAUGUCUUUACAUACUUUAUAUAGAAAACAAAGAAUAGUUUGGUAGUUUUUGUAUGGUAAUAAUGACAAUAUGAUAAUGAAUGAUUAUGUUGCUGUGUUGAACCUCUGUUUUUCUAUUUAGCAAAGCCCUUGUUUGUUUAUCCCACAUUCAAAACGGAAAAAUCCAUGCAGGUGAUUUAUUUAUAUGUAUAGAUAUAUCUGGCAAAAUCUGAAAUGCUUAUUAAAAUUCAUACUUUUUAACCCUUAAAGGGGUCAUGAAGUGAGAAAUAAA